This is a messenger RNA of Phyllopteryx taeniolatus (common seadragon), 2963 nucleotides long. It is a transcript of the gene serac1, whose product is annotated as serine active site containing 1. The record is from RefSeq and is a predicted model, not a curated record. The transcript has 17 exons. The coding region runs from base 327 to 2426 and encodes 699 amino acids. Gene Ontology annotation, molecular function: protein binding. Lineage: Eukaryota; Metazoa; Chordata; Actinopteri; Syngnathiformes; Syngnathidae.
CCACACUUCCAUAAACAAGACAAGGGCCAGAGUUUAGCCGCCAGUCCAUGAGCGCCUCUGAGCUGAGGGAGGCUGACACACACGCAGAGAGAAAGAUAGACAGAAAGAGGGGAGGAGAGAGAGAGAGGGUGAGAGAGAGGGGAGGAGAGAAGAACAGGAAAGAAGGACUGCAGAAAGACAGGAAAAUCCAUUAGUGUAUGUAAAAAGAGGCAAGCAGAGAGGGAGAGAGGAGAGGUCUUUGUUUUUUUUGUCGUCUGAUGACAACACAGGCAAACUCAUGGCUGUGAACAAUACUAAUCUCUUCAUGGAAAUUCUUCAGUCUUUUGAUGCUGCAAGUGGAGAGGAUGUCUGCAACUGCACUGCGCUUGAUCCCAUGCAGGAGACUGAGCAGGGCCGGGUUGCCUGGCGUGACCAAGGUGAUACGGGGGAGAGAUUUCAGGAAGGUUGCUAAGGUGACAGGAGCAGUGGUGUUCGGAGGCUGCCUUUUCAUCACGUACGAGGUGUUGGCCUUGGACAAGGCGGUGACCAUCGACACCAGCGUGAUUCGUCAGGAGAAGUACAAGUCUUACAUCUACCUACAAGCCAGUCCCUCUGAUGAAAAGGAGAACCUCGCUGCAGGGAUUACACAGAAGACAAGGAGGGAACUUCACAAAGCAGCAAGGCGCUUUCUCGAACUCUCUUCGCGGCUUCUUUUGCGAUCAUUAGAUGCUGCCCAUUGGAAAACACAAAGUUUGCCACAAGAGCGCCUAAGUAAUGUGGAUGCAGACCCACACGAGGUGGCCUUAUGGAUCCUGCUGAAGAGGACGCAGUCUGACAAUCGCGCACUCAGACUACAGGCUGUGCAGGAACUGGCAGACAACUGCCACUGGCACGACUACCAGUAUCAGACCGCGGCCCAGGUGAUAGACCAGAGGACCGCGGUGGGCCUCGCUCGGACUCCUCGAGCAGACCUGAGAUUCUUCCUGCCUCCGCCUGCACUUCCUGACCUCGAUGAUGGUUUCUCAGCAGAGGACGGGCUGAGGCAGCUGCUCGCCUCCCUGCCGCAGUCCGAGGUGGACAAAUGUGUUCAGUACUUCACCUCGCUUGCCCUCAGAGAGAGCACUCGGGCGUUAGCAGCGCAGCGGGUAAAGAGAGCUCUGAGCAUUGUAGCCCAAUCUUGUUCAUCCUCAUCUUUUCCAAAUGUUGUGCUGAAGGGUGGCCUGUGGUGUUUUGGUGGCAAUGGCCUGCCUUAUGCCCAGAGCCUCACGUCUGUUCCCUCUGAGAAGGUGGAGUCCUUCUGCCUACAGGCCCUAGUACAGCAUUCCAAGGUCAGGAGCCACUGUGACCACAUCGUGUCCAACGGGGGCCUUCAGCUCCUGCAGAGGGUUUAUCAGCUCCGUAGAGACUCCAAGAAUAUACAGAGGAACAUUGUGCGAAUCAUCGGGAACCUGGCGCUUAACGAGCAAGAUCACCAGGCCAUCGUGCAGUCAGGGUGGCUAUCAGUGCUGGCGGAGAUGGUGCAAUCUCCCCACGUCAUGGAGGCAUCCCACGCGGCACGCGCCCUGGCCAACUUGGACAGGGAGACGGUGAAGGAGAAGUACCAAGACGGCAUUUACAUCCUCCACCCACAAACACGUGGCAACCAUCCAAUCAAAGCAGACGUUCUGUUCAUCCAUGGUAUCCUGGGGGCCGCUUUUAAGACGUGGCGCCAGAGGGACAGAAGUGUGUUACAAGACGGGAACGACAAAGACUGCGAGGAAGAUUACACAGAGUGCUGGCCAAAGACGUGGUUAGCCGCUGAUUGUCCAAAUCUGAGGGUGCUAUCAGUGGAAUAUGACAGCCACCUCAGUGACUGGAUGGCCAAGUGUCCUGCUGAGAAUCAGAGGAAGUCCUUGGCCUACAGGAGUCGAGAGCUGCUCAAAAAGCUCAAGAUGGCGGGAGUUGGAGACCGGCCGGUGGUCUGGGUAGCUCACAGUAUGGGAGGCCUGCUUGUGAAAAAAAUGUUGAUCGAUGCCUCAGAAGACCCAGACAUGAAGGACCUGUUCAAGAACACCAGGGGUAUUUUAUUCUACAGCGUUCCUCAUCACGGCACCUUCAUGGCGGAAUACUCGGUCAACGUCCGAUAUCUGCUUUUCCCCUCGAUCGAGGUCAGAGAACUUUGCAGAGACUCUCCAGCACUGCGUGACUUGGACGAGAACUUCUUGACCAUGGCCAGAGAAAAAGAGAUCAAGGUGCUAAGCUUUGCAGAGACGCUGCCCACAAACAUUGGUCCUAUGGUCAAGAUACUGGUGGUGCCAGCACAAUCUGCAAAUAUUGGCAUCGGGGACCUGAUCGAGGUGGACGUGGAUCAUCUCAGUAUCUGCAAGCCAGAGAGGAAGGACUCAUUCUUGUACAAGCGUAGCCUCCGGUUCAUCCAGGAAACACUGCACAGUACCAUCGGGCGCUGACAACCAAUUUUAACAACGGCACACCUGAACCACAACUCUUACUCACCCUCAUUGGAAUCAUACCCGACUCACAUCGCCAUGAAUAUUGUGAUCAUAUUAUGAGCAAUAACAUGAAAAACCAGUGAAGAGUUCCCAGUGGUAAUAGUUUAAAACUGGAUUCUGAUCUCUCACCAAAGCCAAGUGGAUUUCAAAGCUCAUUUUAAAGGUGACCAUUAUUACCUUAAAAAGAUGUGCACCUAAUAUUUUAUGUUUCUCAACUCAGACCUUCCAGCUUAUUUAACAAAUGAUAAAGUAUUUUCUAAACUAUGACGCAGGCUUACCACUCAGUAUUUAAGUAUUUAAUUUGCCGCAGGCUUACCACUCAGUAUUUAAGUAUUUCAUUUGCCUAUUGUUUUUACGCAUAUUCUCAUGCGACUAGUUAAUACCAAUUUAAUGUAAAACUUCAUAGCACUGGUCAAAUGCAUUUUAAUAUUCAUUCUUUUGCAGUCAUACAUUCCACAAAUAAUGAGAAUAAAAUGUGUUAAGUUGGAGUCUCAA